CAUUGUGGGAAAGGCGCCUUCCAACAAUCAUGGCGGACACCUUCGGAGAUUUAUUCAGCGUAUUUGACGACGAACAAAAGCCAACUACGAGCAAGAACUUGCCGGCUUCAGUCGCUCUAGACACAGUGAAUGCAGCAGAGUUAAACAAUGACACAGAUGCUCGCUCGUCUGGCAAGUCCAAGAGGGAGUCGCCGGAUAGUGAUGGAGGAGAGGAGCUGGGCAUCGGGAAGAAACCUCGCCUCGACACGGUCGCUGCCAAUGACUUAAAUCUUGCAGAAUUUAUGCCCCAAGUCAAAGUGGAGCCAGUGGAGACGGCGGAGGGAUGCUCGCAUGAGGUUGCUCUGCCUGCCAGUGAUGAAUAUAAACCUCUCAGACCUCGAGUUGGAAAUGCCGCAAAGGAGUACCCAUUCAUCCUGGAUCCCUUCCAGCAGGAGGCCAUUUUGUGCCUCGACAACAACCAGUCGGUGCUAGUCUCUGCGCACACCUCGGCCGGCAAGACUGUCUGCGCCGAGUAUGCCAUUGCGCUGGCCCUCCGCGAGAAGCAGCGUGUCAUCUUCACCAGCCCCAUCAAAGCGCUGUCCAAUCAGAAGUAUCGGGAGAUGUACGAGGAGUUUCAAGACGUGGGCCUGAUGACAGGCGACGUCACCAUCAACCCCACCGCCUCUUGCCUCGUCAUGACGACAGAGAUCCUGAGGAGCAUGCUGUACCGUGGCUCAGAGAUCAUGAGAGAAGUGGCGUGGGUGGUCUUUGACGAGAUCCACUACAUGAGAGAUGCCGAGCGUGGCGUGGUUUGGGAGGAAACCAUCAUUCUGCUUCCCGACAACGUGCAUUACGUCUUCCUGUCGGCCACCAUCCCCAACGCUAGGCAAUUUGCUGAGUGGAUAUGUCACCUUCAUAAGCAGCCGUGCCAUGUGGUGUACACAGACUACCGACCGACACCGCUGCAGCACUACGUUUUCCCAGCAGGGGGCGACGGACUCCACCUUGUGGUGGAUGAGAACGGGGACUUCAGGGAAGAUAACUUCAAUACGGCCAUGCAGGUUUUGAGAGACUCGGGGGAUUCUGGGAGUGGCAAUGCGGGUGGCAAGUGGGACCCCAAAGGACGCAAAGGGGGAACAAAAGGUCCGUCCAGCGUGUUCAAGAUCGUGAAGAUGAUCAUGGAGAGGAACUUCCAGCCUGUCAUCAUUUUCAGCUUCAGCAAGAAGGAAUGCGAGGCAUAUGCUUUGCAGGUGGCCAAGCUGGAUUUUAACAAGGAAGAGGAGAAGCGUCUCGUGGAGGAAGUCUUCAACAACGCGGUGGACUGCCUGUCAGAUGAGGACAAGAGGCUCCCUCAGGUGGAGCACGUGCUGCCGCUGUUGAAGAGAGGAAUCGGCAUCCAUCACGGCGGUCUUCUGCCCAUCCUGAAGGAGACCAUCGAAAUCCUCUUCUCGGAAGGCCUGAUCAAGGCACUGUUUGCCACCGAGACAUUCGCCAUGGGUAUCAACAUGCCGGCGCGCACUGUGCUGUUCACCAGCGCCCGCAAGUUUGAUGGCAAGAAUCACCGCUUUAUCACCUCAGGCGAAUACAUCCAGAUGUCAGGGCGUGCGGGCAGGAGAGGAAUGGAUGACAGAGGCAUUGUUAUUUUCAUGGCGGACGAGAAAAUGAGUCCGUCCGUGGGCAAACAGCUCCUCAAGGGCUCGGCAGACCCACUGAACAGCGCCUUCCACCUGACGUACAACAUGGUGCUCAACCUUCUGCGUGUGGAGGAGAUCAACCCCGAGUACAUGCUGGAGAAAUCCUUCUACCAGUUCCAGCACUACCGAGCGCUCCCCGGCGUCGUCGAGAGAAUUAAGAAGCUGGAGACGGAGUACCACGCUAUCAGGAUCCCCAACGAGGAGAGCGUGGUGACCUACUUCAAGAUCCGCCAGCAACUGGCCAAACUGGGGAAGGAAAUCCUGGAGUUCAUCCACAAGCCCAAAUACUGCUUGCCCUUCCUGCAACCCGGGCGCCUCGUCAAGGUGAAAAAUGAAGACGCAGACUUCGGCUGGGGCGUGGUGGUCAACUUCUCCAAGAAGGCAAACGUGAAGAUCAGCACAGACGCCGAGCCGCUCUUUGUGGCCGAGGUGUUGCUGCACUGCAGCAAGGAUAGCGUCAAGGAGGCGGCCACGGAAGCGGCCAAACCCGCCGCGCCGGGUACGACCGGAGAGAUGCAGGUGGUACCCGUGAUGCUUCACUUGCUGACGGCCAUCAGCUCUGUGCGUCUUUACAUCCCCAAAGACUUGAGACCCUUGGACAACCGCCAGCUCUUGCUCAAGUCCAUCCAGGAAGUGCAAAAGCGCUUCCCAGACGGCAUCCCCGUCCUGGACCCCGUGGACGACAUGGGCAUCAAGGACGCCGGGCUGAAGAAGGUGAUCCAGAAGGUGGAGGCCUUCGAGCACCGAAUGUACUCGCACCCGCUGCACAGCGACCCCAACCUGGAGGCCGUCUACUCGCUCUGUGAAAAGAAAGCUCUGAUCGCGGGUGACGUACGCACGGCCAAGCGCGAGCUGAAGAAGGCUCGCACCGUGCUGCAGAUGGACAAGCUCAAGUGCCGGAAGCGAGUGCUACGACGCCUCGGCUUCGCCAGCCCUUCCGACGUCAUCGAGGUGAAGGGACGAGUGGCUUGUGAGAUCAGCAGCGCUGACGAGCUUCUGCUGACAGAGAUGGUGUUCAACGGCCUCUUCAACGACCUGACGGUGGAACAAGCCACCGCGCUGCUCUCCUGCUUCGUCUUCCAGGAAAAUGCCAGCGAGAUGCCAAAACUGACUGAGCAACUAGCAGCCCCCCUCAGACAAAUGCAGGAGUGCGCCAAACGCAUCGCUAAGGUGUCGGCCGACGCCAAGCUGGAUGUGGACGAGGACACCUACCUAAGCUCGUUCAAGCCUCACCUCAUGGACGUGGUCUUUGCGUGGGCCAACGGCGCCACCUUUGCGCAGAUCUGCAAGAUGACCGACGUUUUCGAAGGAAGCAUCAUCCGCUGCAUGCGGCGUCUGGAAGAAGUGCUACGGCAAAUGUGCUCGGCCGCCAAAGCCAUCGGAAACACAGAGCUUGAGAACAAGUUUGCAGAAGGAAUCACAAAGAUUAAGAGGGACAUUGUGUUUGCUGCCAGUCUCUAUUUGUAAUCGCAACUCUUCGGCGGCUUCAUGGCAUCCAUUUGAUAUCCCGGUAACCCCUGAUCCAAUACCAUUGAUUUCAAAUUGAUGAUAAUAAGAUGACACAUCUUCACAUCAUAUUUCAUUUUCCAAUACACAAUAUGGCUUUAUUUGUACUGCUUUUGUUUUAGACAUUUGUACAUAUUUGACUUUUUUUUUUUUUUAAUAAAUGUCUGUGUGGUUGACAUACAGAUGACACAAGUGUA
Syngnathus acus (greater pipefish) is the source of this 3376-nucleotide messenger RNA. It is a transcript of the gene mtrex, whose product is annotated as Mtr4 exosome RNA helicase. The transcript has 27 exons. Gene Ontology annotation, cellular component: nucleus. Gene Ontology annotation, molecular function: ATP binding; RNA helicase activity; RNA binding. Bases 30 to 3140 code for a protein of 1036 amino acids. Gene Ontology annotation, biological process: maturation of 5.8S rRNA; RNA catabolic process. The record is from RefSeq and is a predicted model, not a curated record. Lineage: Eukaryota; Metazoa; Chordata; Actinopteri; Syngnathiformes; Syngnathidae.